AUGGCACUAGAAGCUGUUGUUUUCCCACAAAACCCAUUUAGCUAUAGCGCCUACAACAUGUUAGGAGGGAGUAAUAAUUGGAGCUAUGAUGGUUUGAUCAGCUUAGAGAAAGACCAUGAUCAUGAUCAUCAUAAUAUUCAAGAGCAAUCUGCAGGUAAUUCUUUCGAUUUUCUCGAGAACCAAACAGAAAGUAGUACUACUACUUGUACAACCCCUUAUGGAGAUCAUCAUAAUUGGAACCCAUCUGCUUCUUCAAUGGUUCCACAUUUCAACGACCUCCACCUCUCCAGUACUGUUCCUUCUCCCGACGGUACUACUACAGUUAACGCCAACGGCGAUUUCCAGCCGUUCGAUUUAUCGACCGAUGCGAUGAUCAUGCCGAUCACAAGCAGUACUCGCCCAAAACGACGCCGUUCCAGGAGUAGAAAGAACAAAGAAGACAUCGAGAAUCAGAGAAUGACCCACAUUGCCGUUGAGAGAAACAGAAGAAAGCAAAUGAAUGAGUACCUCGCGGUUCUCCGAUCCCUAAUGCCAGACUCUUACGUCCAAAGGGGCGACCAAGCAUCAAUUAUCGGAGGAGCGAUUAACUUUGUGAAGGAGCUAGAGCAACAAGUACAGUUCCUUGGUGUUCAAAAGGAAAUCAAAAGGCAGGGUUCCGAUGGCGGAGUCUCCGACGCGCCUUUCUCCGAGUUCUUCACCUUCCCGCAGUACUCGACCAGCUCGGGUACUAGUAAAACUUACCACGAUAGUAACCCAGUAGCCAUGGCCGGCACGGGCGAGACAUCGUCCGCCAUCGCGGAUAUCGAGGUGACGAUGGUCGAGAGCCACGCCAACAUUAAGAUAAGAUCGAAAAGGCGGCCGAAGCAGCUGCUGAAGAUGGUCUCUGGCCUGCAGAGCAUGCGGCUCACGGUUCUUCACCUCAAUGUCACAACGGAACAAGCAAUUGUCCUCUAUUCUCUCAGUGUCAAGGUAGAGGACGACUGCAAGCUUACAUCCGUCGACGAUAUCGCGACGGCGGUUUACCAGAUCCUAGCUAGAAUUCAAGAAGAAACAUUAAUGGCAAACUGAAAAUUGGCCGUCCAUUUUAACUGGCUUUGUAUUAUUUGUUUGCAUUUAAUUAGCCUGGAACCAAAUUAUUGCUAUUAAUCUCGCUAGUAAUAUUUCAUCAGCUUAUUAAAGCAAUAUUUUG
Messenger RNA from Morus notabilis, 1189 nucleotides. Its product is annotated as transcription factor bHLH94. The record is from RefSeq and is a predicted model, not a curated record. Bases 1 to 1068 code for a protein of 355 amino acids. NCBI's taxonomy places the organism in Eukaryota, Viridiplantae, Streptophyta, Magnoliopsida, Rosales, Moraceae. The transcript has 3 exons. Gene Ontology annotation, biological process: regulation of transcription by RNA polymerase II. Gene Ontology annotation, molecular function: protein dimerization activity; RNA polymerase II cis-regulatory region sequence-specific DNA binding; DNA-binding transcription factor activity, RNA polymerase II-specific.